AUGGCGGCCGGCGUGGCUGGUGUUCGUCGCUUGCCACUUGUUGUUAUUUUGGGUUCUACUGGGACAGGAAAAUCCAAACUAGCCAUCGAAAUAGGUAAAAAAAUUGGUGGAGAAAUCAUUAGUGCUGAUUCGAUGCAAGUUUACAAGGGUCUGGACAUCAUAACGAAUAAAGUAACUGCCGAAGAACAGUCGCAGUGCCCUCACCACCUGAUUGAUUUUGUGUCACCGCUGAAGGAAUUCUCUGUAGUAGAAUUUCGAAAUAUGGCUUUACCUUUGAUCGAUGACAUCAAAAGUAGGGAUAAAAUUCCGAUAGUUGUUGGUGGCACAAAUUAUUACAUAGAAUCCGUGUUGUGGGAUGUACUGAUAGAUGAAGAAGACAGAAACGUCAAUUUGUCUAGCGGCGAAGAACUUGAUGAACCUGAGGGCCAGGGUCCUUCGAGGAAAAUAAAAAAACGAAAGCUUCUUGAAAGCACAGGUGUUUUAGGCUCUACCACAAUAUAUGAUGAAGCAGUAGUGUCUCCAGGAGAGGCAUCCCAAAGGUCAAAGCGUUCUGAGGAAAGAUCUAAACUUCAGUUUUUUACUGAUGCUGAAGCAGGAAGAGAAGAUGAGCACAGCUGUAAGACAAGCCUUUAUGAUAAGCUCAGGGAGGUUGAUCCAGCCAUGGCAGACAAGCUACACCCAAGUGAUUCCCGGAAAAUUGCACGUAGUCUACAGAUCUAUGAACAACAUGGAAAACCACACAGCACAAUUAUACAAGAACAGCAACAAAAGCCUGGAGGCAAUGCAUUUGGUGGACCUCAGAGAUAUGAGGAUGUCUGUGUGUUUUGGCUCCAGUGCCAAAGAGGCAUCCUGAAUGAGAGGUUAGAUAAAAGAGUCAGUGAAAUGCUAGAAAGAGGCUUGAUUGAAGAACUGUUGAAUUUUCACAGAGAAUAUAACCAUGUGUUAGCAGGAAAAGAUACUGUAGCCAAAUACACUGAGGGCAUAUUUCAGUCCAUUGGAUUUAAGGAAUUUCAUGAGUUUCUUGUCAAACAACAAGGCAAAGAUUUUGAUGAAAGCAGUACAUCAGCAGAGGACAAAGCACUUCUUAAAAUUGGGCUUGAUAACAUGAAGACAGUCACACGAAGAUAUGCAAAAAAGCAAAUGACAUGGGUACGAAAUCGCUUCUUAGCAAGACCAGUUAGUUCUGCCCCUGAUGUAUAUGGUCUAGAUGCAACAAAUCUUACAGACUGGGACAACAGUGUCCUUCAAAAUGCACUAGACAUCUUAGAUAGAUUAAUCUUUGGUAAAAGACCAGCUAUUGAACCACUUCCACGGGUGAUCAUUCAAGAUGAUCGUCAUGCCAGACAUGUGUGUGAGAUUUGUGAAAACCGUAUUAUUUUGGGUGAAGAGAACUGGAAGAAACACUUACUAUCUAAAGCACAUAAAUGGCAUGUUAAAAGGAAAGAUAGGGGUAAGCAGCACAAUGCUACCAAAGAUCUAUAAAACCGGAUAGUGAAUCAAAAUUGCAAAAACCAUUUUUAACAUUGAGGACAUGACAUCCCUGAGUAAACCCUAGCUUUUUUAAUAUCAGACAAGAGUUGCUGAUUAAUUUGUUCAGAGCUGGGAAUCAUUUCUCUUACCCUUUUCUGUAACUGAUAAAGUCUUAACAUGAAGAAAAGCUAUUAUCUUGGUCUGAUACAAAAAUUAAUAAUGCAUCAUCUUUACCAGAAAAAAAAAAGUCUGGGUGUCUCACAGAGUAAAUCACGCAAACAGCUCAUCUUUCCUUUCUUCAUAAAUGGAAUAGGAAUGCUUUUUAACAAACUGGCACUGCUCUAAUUGGUUGCUUGACAACAGUUACUUCGCAAGAUAGACUCGCUGGAUAUCAGUACAGUUUUUUUUAUGCAUUAUUUCUACAUUUCUGUAGUAUUCUAGUAUAAUUUGAUCUAGGUAAAUUUCAUUUUGUUAAGUGUAAAAUUGAACCACCUCCAUUAGCUUCUGCUAUCUGCUGGUCAAAAGAAUAUUUUGUAUAUUAAUUUCUCAAACUCAUUAAUUAUUCAUGCAAUCAAAAGCCAAUAAAUAACCUCCA
Molecule: messenger RNA, 2065 nt
Organism: Stylophora pistillata
Lineage: Eukaryota; Metazoa; Cnidaria; Anthozoa; Scleractinia; Pocilloporidae
Product: tRNA dimethylallyltransferase
Biological process (GO): tRNA modification
Cellular component (GO): mitochondrion
Molecular function (GO): tRNA dimethylallyltransferase activity; ATP binding
Source: RefSeq, a predicted model, not a curated record